Colletotrichum truncatum is the source of this 1446-nucleotide messenger RNA. RefSeq names its product FAD binding domain-containing protein. NCBI's taxonomy places the organism in Eukaryota, Fungi, Ascomycota, Sordariomycetes, Glomerellales, Glomerellaceae. Gene Ontology annotation, cellular component: cytoplasm; membrane. The record is from RefSeq and is a predicted model, not a curated record. Gene Ontology annotation, biological process: steroid metabolic process. Gene Ontology annotation, molecular function: Delta24(24-1) sterol reductase activity; FAD binding.
AUGGACGACCACAACGCCUCAGUAAGACGCAUCUCCGAGGUUGUCAAAGAGUUUCAUUCCCGCCGGGAGCCGUUCCGCAUCUUCCAUGGGUCCACCAGCAGCACGCGGCCCGCCCACGGCCAGCGCGUCAUCGACAUCAGCGAGUUGCGCCAUGUCCUGCACAUUGACGCCGACGCCGCAGUCGCCAUUGUCGAGCCAAAUGUGCCCAUGGACCAGCUUGUCGCCGCGACUUACCGCUGCGGGAUGAUCCCACCCGUGGUGAUGGAGUUUCCAGGCAUCACUGUUGGCGGCGGGUUUGCUGGCUCGGCCGGAGAAAGCAGCUCAUUUCGUUACGGUUACUUUGAUGAGACGGUACAGUCGGUUGAGAUAAUUCUGGCCAAUGGCGAGGUAGUUAAUGCGUCAAAAACUGAGAAUGCCGACCUCUUUAAGGGUGCUGCUGGAGGCUUAGGGACGCUCGGCAUCGUUACGAAACUGGAGCUGCGACUGCUAAAGGCAAAAUCAUAUGUGAAAGUCACCUACCAUCCUUACUCAACCAUACCGGAUGCAAUAGCUGCAAUCCAGCGAGAGACAAAUCUGGCUCACAACGAUUAUGUUGAAGGCCUUGUCUUUUCACGCACGAGUGCCGCCGUCGUCACCGGGCAGUUGACCGACGACUUGCCUAACAAAUACCGGCCACAAACCUUCAGUAAAUCCAAAGAUCCUUGGUUUUAUCUCCAUGCCCGGAAACGAAUUGCAAAUGCUGUGCCGACCCCAGACUUUGUGCCAUUGCAAGACUAUCUCUUUCGAUAUGACCGUGGUGCCUUCUGGAUGGGUGAACUAGCCUUCAAAUACUUCGGUCUCGUUCCCUUCAACCGGCUCACCCGGCGGAUCGUGAACCGUUUAAUGGACACACGGACACUAUACAAAGCCGGUCUCGGUGGAGGCAGUAGAAUGACGUUCAGAUACCUGGUUCACGACUUAUCAUUGCCGUACACAACUGUACAGAACUUCAUCGACUACGUGGCUGACAAUCUGGAGAUUUGGCCGCUGUGGCUCUGUCCUUUACGAGCCAUUGAAGCCCCCAGUUUUCACCCUUGUACAACCGAACCAGGCGGGGAAACACCACAACCUAUGCUCAACGUAGGGGUUUGGGGUCUCUCGUCCAAGAAGAUCGAUCGGUUCAUGCGCCAGAAUCGGGAUCUGGAAGCAAAGUUAAUGGAACUCGGUGGGCGGAAAGUGCUCUAUUCGCACGCAUAUUAUACAGAGAAGGAAUUCUGGGAUAUGUACGACAAGGAUUGGUAUACUCAACUUCGAGGGCGGUACAGUGCAACAAGCUUACCGGAUGUGUACGAUAAAGUCAAGGUUGAUGUGAGCAAAGAAAGAGAGAGGAGGUCAAUACGCGACAAAAUGGCUGUGACAUGGCCCUUUGCUGGUCUCAUUGGUGUUUGGUCGGCGAUUCGGAAGUGA